AUGAAGCUCCUAUGGUGGGUUGCUUCUCUGUGUGCUUUGUGUCUGUGCGGCUGCUGGAGCAGUGAGGCGGACGGACAGGAGGACUUCAUGCUUGUUGCAGGACCUCUGACAAAGCAGUCGCUGAGAAGUUCAGGCAGAGUGGAAAAUGAUGCAUUUGACUGCAGUCAGCCCAUCCCUCCAGGUUCUAGAGAGUACUUUGAGUACCUCCAGAGCAGAGGGGUGACUCACUUUAAGGUGCCGCUGUCCUGGACUCAGAUCCUCCCUGCAGGCCUCCCCAGCCAGCCGCAGCAGGCUGUGGUGGCCUGCUACCAGACUUUGCUCAAACAGCUGCUGGAGGUGGGUCUUCAGCCUCUGGUGGUCCUUCAUGGAUCCACAGUGCCAGAUGAUCUGAGGUCAAGGUAUGGAGGCUGGGAGAGCCAGGAGCUGGGAGAGAUGUUUCAGCAGUAUGCAGAGUUUGCCUUCCAGGAGUUUGGAGCGCUGGCAGAGUCCUGGGUGACACUGAGUGACUUGGAUGAUGUUUGGCAGCCUGCAGGUGCUCUGCAAAAUAUCCUCAAGCUUAACAAGAACAUUUACCAGCUCUACCAUCAACGGUUUCCUUAUAAAGGGAGACGUCUGUCGAUCGGACUGAGAGCUGGAGAUGCUGCAGUUCUUCCCAAGAUCAAAGGUUCAACUACAAUGGAUUUUGUGUCAGUGCGCAUUGAAUAUAACUGUGCCUCUGCAUCAAACUUUGCAAAGCAGCUGAGCAGCUUACAGAUGUCCAGUGGGGACUUGCCUAUUAUGAUCUACGAGAUGACUGUUCGUGGUUGUCCCUACAGUCAACACCAGCCACUUGGCGAUUUCAUACAAGCCUUAUUAAACAACAAUAACUUGAAUAUUGUUGGAUGUGACAUGAUGGACAUGUUGGAGAAGCUGGACAUAGAGGACAUCCCAAACAGUCAUGGGAAUUCAGACUACAAUGCAAUUAAAGCUUUUGUAAACAGUUAUCAGAAUGUGUGGAAUAAGUUUGAGGCACAAACAACAACAGAACGCGAUCUUUUCCUUAAUAAAUCAUUCCCCUUUGGGUUCCAAUGGGCCACCUCCAGUGAGUCCUUCAAGGUUGAGGGAGGCUGGGCGGAAGAUGGAAAGGGAGAGACCAUUUGGGACCGUUUUGGUCAUGAUGGCCUAGCCUUUGAUAAUCAGACAGCUGAUCUGGCUUGUGAAAGUUACCACAAGGUGGAUUAUGAUGUGUACCUCCUGAGAGGGCUUCAUGUCAACACCUACCAGUUUUCUAUCUCCUGGGCACGUAUUUUCCCCUCGGGUCAUCGGGGCAGCCAAUCAGUGAAAGGGGUUCUUCACUAUGACAAGCUGAUCAAUGCUCUCAUUGAGUCUGGCAUACAACCUGUGGUCACUCUCUACCACUGGGAUCUGCCCCAGACACUCCAAGAUAACGGUGGAUGGACCAACCCUUCCAUUGUUGAAGCCUUCAAGGACUAUGCAGACUUCUGCUUCUCCAGGUUUGGAGACAGGGUCAAGACCUGGAACACGUUUAGUAGCCCCUGGGUGGUCAGCCAUGCUGGGUAUGGCACUGGUGAGCACCCCCCUGGAGUAAAAGACUAUGUGGUUGCCUCCUAUCAGGCCACUCACAAUAUGCUGACGUCCCAUGCUGAGGCCUGGCAUGUCUACGAUGACAAGUUCAGAAAGACACAAGGCGGUAAAGUGGGCAUUGCAUUGAAUUCUGACUGGGCUGAGCCCAUGGACCCCUCCAGACCUGAAGACAUAGCAGCUGCAGAUCGAUACCUGCAGUUCAUGCUGGGCUGGUUUGCACAUCCCAUCUUUGUAAAUGGAGAUUAUCCUGCAACACUCAAGACUCAGAUAGAACAGAAAACAAACAAGUGUCCUCUCCCUGCGCCUGCAAAGCUUCCAGUUUUCACUGCUGAAGAGAGCCAGAGGAUACGUGGAACAGCUGACUUUCUGGGAUUAAACCACUAUACCUCCAGGCUGGUCAUCUUCAGUGAUGGUGGCUGCACCCCUGGUCCUGAGGGGGUGGGUGACUUCCUGGCACACGUGGACCCUUCAUGGUCCUCUACAGCUUCUGACUGGAUCUAUUCUACACCUUGGGGCCUCCGAAGGCUUCUAAACUACAUUUCCACAGAAUACUUGAAUGUUACCAAAGUGCCGAUCCACAUAACUGGCAAUGGUAUGCCUACUGAGUACAGCGGGGACACUCUCAAUGACACCAGUAGAAUUGAGUACAUGAAGAGUUACAUCAAUGAGGCACUGAAAGCAAUACUUUUAGAUGGUGUGGAUGUGCAACGAUUUACAGUGCAGUCGCUUAUGGAUGGAUUUGAAGGUCCAGAAGGCUACAACCAAAGAUUUGGUCUUCACCAUGUCAACUUUGAAGAUGCAGACAGACCAAGAACCCCAAAGCAAUCUGCAUAUUUCUACUCUGAAGUUAUAAUGCAAAAUGGAUUCGGUUCACACAAAGGGGAUGUUUUCAAAGGGGUAGAGAUGCAACUUACUCGUCGUCCAACUGUUUUACCACCCUCAGAGUUUCCGUCUAAAUCAAAGGUUGUCUGGGAGAAAUUCUCACACCAAUCGAAAUUCCAGAGAAAGCUCUACCACUACGGCACUUUCCCACAAGGCUUCAGUUGGGGAGUAUCAUCUUCAGCUUACCAAAUUGAAGGUGGCUGGGACGCUGAUGGGAAGGGGCCCAGCGUCUGGGAUACAUUCACCCACAGACCUGGCAGCAUUCCUGCUAAUCCCAAUGGAGAUGUGGCCUGUGACAGCUACCACAGACUUGAAGAAGACUUCUACAUGCUGAGAGCUCUGAGGGUGAAGUCGUACCGGUUCUCUUUGUCCUGGUCCAGGAUCUUUCCUGAUGGUCAGCGUACAUCCCUGAACCAGAAAGGAGUUGACUACUACAAUAAACUCAUUGAUGGCCUCAUUGCACAUAACAUCAUCCCAAUGGUGACACUCUACCACUGGGACCUUCCUCAAGCUUUGCAAACACUUGGUGGCUGGGACAAUGCAGACAUGAUUGACAUUUUUAAUGACUUUUGUAGCUUCUGUUUUGCCACCUUUGGAGACAGAGUGAAGUUUUGGAUGACCUUCAACCAGCCUUAUACAAUUGCAUGGUCAGGAUAUGGACUUGGAGCGAUCCCCCCAAAUGUUAGGAAUCCAGGAAUCGCACCAUACAGAGUUGCACACAACCUUAUAAAAGCACACGCCAAGGCUUACCACACAUAUGAUGAUAAGUAUCGCAAAUCCCAAGGUGGCCUUGUAUCUAUUGCCCUGAAUGCUGAUUGGAUUGAACCCAAAGAUGUUAAUGUCCCUCGUGAAGUGAUGGCUGCUGACCGCGCUCUGCAGUUCAAACUGGGUUGGUUUGCACACCCCAUUUUCAAGAAUGGUGACUAUCCUGAUGCAAUGAAGUGGCAAGUUGGUAACAAAAGUGAACUCCAAGGUCUUUCGGAGACAAGACUACCUUUGUUCACUGAAGAAGAAAAGAACUUCAUUAAGGGAACUGCUGACAUGUUCUGUGUAAAUCAUUACACUACAAAGAUAGUCAGCCAUAUUACCGCUAGGCUUAGCCCACGGUCAUUUAUACACGACCAGGACUUGUCAGAAGAAGAGGAAGGGGAUUCACCAAAUACUGGCAUAGAUAACCAGAGAGCUGUAGCAUGGGGCCUGAGAAGACUCCUCAACUGGAUCAAAGAGGAGUAUGGAGAUCCAGAAAUCUACAUCACUGAGAAUGGAGUAGCUACAACAUCAGAGACAACUUGGGAUGACUCUGCCAGAGUUUUUUAUUUCAAGACUUAUGUUGAUGAGGCUCUGAAAGCGUAUGACAGUGAUGGUGUGAGGGUGAAAGGAUACACAGCAGCAUCUCUCAUGGAUUCCUUUGAGUGGCUCCAUGGGUACGAAGUAGGAUUUGGGCUUCACCAUGUGGACUUCACCAACCCGAACCGGCCGAGGACACCCAAGUAUUCAGCUCAUUUUUACUACCAAGUCAUGAAGGACAAUGGUUUCCCUACACCAGAUGAUGAGAUACAAAUUCAUGGGCAUUUCCGCAAAGAUUUUAUUUGGAGUACUGCUACGGCAUCAUACCAGAUUGAAGGGGGAUGGAGAGCAGAUGGAAAGGGUCUCAGCAUCUGGGACAAGUUUGCUCACACGCCUCUCCGAGUGUUUAAUGAUGACAACGGCGACAUAGCCUGUGACAGUUAUAACAAAGUAGAUGAGGAUGUUGCUAUUCUGAAGCAACUUAAAGUGACCCAUUAUCGUUUCUCCAUAUCCUGGCCAAGGGUGCUUCCUAAAGGCACCAGAGAUCAGAUCAAUGAGGCUGGACUCAACUACUACCACAGACUGGUGGAUGCACUCCUUGCUGCAAACAUUCAACCUCAUAUCACACUCUACCACUGGGACCUUCCACAAGCUCUUCAGGAUAUUGGUGGCUGGGAGAAUGACACUAUUGUUGACAAAUUCAGGGAUUAUGCUGAUCUCAUCUUUACUCGUCUUGGUGAGAAAGUGAAAUUUUGGAUCACCAUCAAUGAGCCAUAUAAUAUAGCCAAUAUUGGCCAUGGCUAUGGAGCAGCUGCCCCAGGGAUCAGUUUCCGACCAGGUACAGCACCCUACAUUGUGGGUCACAACCUGCUUAAAGCUCACGCUGAGGCAUGGCAUCUCUAUGAUGGCACGUACCGGGCCAAACAGAAAGGAAUCAUCUCCAUUACCAUCAACUCUGACUGGUCAGAACCCAGAAAUCCCUAUAAGCAGGAAGACAUCGAUGCUGCAAGACGUGUGGUGCAGUUCUACAUUGGCUGGUUUGCCCAUCCCGUAUUUAACGGAGACUACAGCAACAUGAUGAAGACAAUCAUUCGAGAGCGAAGUUUAGCUGCUGGCCUCACUAAAUCUCGGCUGCCUGAGUUCACUCCUGAGGAGAUUAAGAGGAUUAAUGGUACGCAUGAUUAUUUUGGGUUCAACCAUUACACCACUGUCCUGGCAUUCCCUGUGGACUAUGGAAACCUUCAGCACUAUGAUGCCGAUAGGGGUGCAGGAACUAUUGCUGAUCGUACCUUUCUGGAUUCAGGCUCGUCCUGGCUGAAGGUCUCACCAUUUGGAUUCCGUAGGAUAUUAAACUUCAUUAAAGAGGAGUAUGGAAAUCCACCUAUUAUUAUCACAGAAAAUGGCAUUUCAGAGCGGGGGCCCAUUGACUUAAAUGAUAGUCAUAGGAGCUACUACUAUGAAAACUACAUCAACCAGGUGCUGAAAGCUUACGUGCUAGAUAAGGUGGAUAUCCGUGGUUACACAGCAUGGUCACUGAUGGACAACCUCGAGUGGGCUACUGGCUUUUCAGAGAGAUUUGGCCUUUUCUACGUCAAUCACUCAGACCCUAAAUUGCCUCGAGUGGCCAAGAAGUCUGUUACCGUCUACUCCACCAUCAUCAACUGUAACGGAUUCCCUGACCCAGCCCUGGGACCCCAUGAGUGUUUGAACACCAAGCCCGUUCCAACAAUUGUGCCAGUCACACCUGUUCCCUCUGACAACACUGUGAGCUUCCUGGGUAUGAAGCUGUCUAUCGGUGAUGCUGAGACCGGAUUUACCGCCACGUUUGCUCUGCUGAUUGUUGCAGUGUUUGGAGUUAUAUUUUCAUCAUUUUGCUUCUUUAAGGCAAAAAAAGAUUCCAAGAAAAAACAGGAUGAUGAAAGUUUAGAAAUGUAG
This is a messenger RNA of Centropristis striata (black sea bass), 5688 nucleotides long. RefSeq names its product lactase/phlorizin hydrolase-like. Gene Ontology annotation, molecular function: hydrolase activity, hydrolyzing O-glycosyl compounds. Gene Ontology annotation, biological process: carbohydrate metabolic process. The record is from RefSeq and is a predicted model, not a curated record. The transcript is spliced from 17 exons. The coding region runs from base 1 to 5688 and encodes 1895 amino acids. NCBI's taxonomy places the organism in Eukaryota, Metazoa, Chordata, Actinopteri, Perciformes, Serranidae.